AUGACGCAUUAUCUGUGCUUGGCUCCAGCGACCUUUGCAUCGCUUUCAUUGGUUAGUGUGCGCAGAGCGUACGCGAAGGACAGUGCCAUGAGAAAGCGCCCCGCCACUUCCAAUUUGGGCUCAGCUCUUCUAUUUGUGGUGUGUGGUGCACAGGCGCAGCUCCCGGCAAGUUACCACGAGCAGCUUCAGGACCACUUUGACUCGGCCAACAACAAUACCUGGCCACAAGCCUAUUAUGUGAACUCAACCUACUGGAAGCCUGGGAGCAAGUCACCUAUCUUCCUCUGUGUGGGUGGAGAAGGCCCGCCACUGGAUAGUUCUGCUGUCAACCACUCGGUUCACUGCAACCUCGCGGUGGAAUGGCUUCGUGACAAGGGGGCUUUGAUGUUUGCCCUAGAGCAUCGGUACUACGGCUGUCACAACAGAUCCGCGUGCCCUGUAGAAGACCUGGAUGCUCCAGACUCUCUGCGCUUCUUGUCUUCGCGGCAGGCUGUGGAAGACGUAGCUCACUUUGUAAGGGCUAUGAAGGUCCAGUACAAGCUGACGCUGCAAAACCGUUGGAUGACCUGGGGUGGGAGCUACCCAGGGAUGCUGGCAGCAUGGUCAAGGCUGAAGCAUCCUGAACUGAUCCAUGCCUCUAUUGCAUCUUCUGCACCAGUUGCAGCGACCUACGACAUGCCCCAGUACCUGGACCAUGUGGCUUAUGCUUACACGGUUGCCGACAGCGGUGUCGGUGGCAGCCUUGCUUGCAGAGACGCAAUCAGAAAAGGGCACUCUUGGGUCGAGGCUCGCUUUAUGGCGAGUGAUGUGGCGGCCGUCACGGAAAAGUUCGGGCUAGCUGAAGGAAGCCUCGGAUCACUUGACAGUCGCAUCGCCUUCGGUUCAAGUGGAGUAGCUGACUUCCCCGCCCAGGAGAAUGACCCGCUGUGCACAGAGCCUGCCUGCAACAUUGCCAAAGUCUGUGCAGUCAUGACAAACGAGUCCUUGGGUGAUGAAGUGCAGCGGCUUGUUCAACUUCGCAAGCUGCAGAAAAUCUCAGGGCUUCCGCAAAUGGGAACACUCCGGGUGAACCGAGCUUUGGGCCGGGCAUCGUCGUUGCGCAUGGGCCUCCAUGGCAUCUACCGCCAAGGGUCUGGGCUCCCGGACUUCUGGUUUUACCAGACAUGCAAGGAGUUUGGGUUCUACCAAACAUGUGCAGCCGCGGGGGGUUGCAUGUUCGUUCGCGGUCUAGACAAUGCAAGCUUCUACGCCGCUGGAUGCGUAAAACAGUUUAACAUCAGUGUGGCAGACGUCCAAAGCAACAUCGAUGCUACAAACUACCACUACGGUGGGCGGGAGCCACUUGAUGCCAAGGGCAAGCUGGGCCGCUGUGUGAUGUUUCCCAAUGGCCAGGUCGAUCCUUGGUCAACACAGAGUGUGCUUCAAGCCCCGAGCCGUGACCUUCCCAUCUUGAUGAUUGCAGGGGCAUCGCACCAUGCAUGGACUUGGCCGUCACGACCAGAUGACCAAGAGAGUGUUAUGGCAGCCCGGACGACCAUCCGACAGCAGGCAAACACUUUCCUCAGACAAUCUUGUAGCGAGGAUUCUUUAGACAAUGGCCACAGCAACAACAAUGUGGUGUGGAUCCUUGCGUGUGUCGUUGCAAGCAUCGUUCUGCUUGCCCUCACCGUUACAGCAGUGCGGCGGUGCCGCAGGCCUCGAAGAAAUGCCCUCUUGUCGUCGAACGUCAGCCUUCAGAACAGAUAG
Molecule: messenger RNA, 1746 nt
Organism: Symbiodinium natans
Lineage: Eukaryota; Dinophyceae; Suessiales; Symbiodiniaceae
Source: the annotation of a GenBank genome assembly